Molecule: messenger RNA, 297 nt
Organism: Drosophila innubila
Lineage: Eukaryota; Metazoa; Arthropoda; Insecta; Diptera; Drosophilidae
Product: acetylcholine receptor subunit alpha-like
Exons: 2
Biological process (GO): monoatomic ion transport
Cellular component (GO): membrane
Molecular function (GO): extracellular ligand-gated monoatomic ion channel activity
Source: RefSeq, a predicted model, not a curated record
CUUUAUUUACGAGCAUUUGUUAUGAAGCUAACAUCCCAAGAAAGCAUAAGAGCUUGGAUACUAUCAGCUCUUAUGGUACAUGGAGCAGUUGCAGGCAAUCCAGAUGCUAAGCGACUCUACGACGAUCUUCUUAGUAAUUAUAACAAAUUGGUUCGCCCGGUUGUUAAUACCACAGAUGUUCUUAAAGUCUGCAUAAAGCUGAAGCUCUCCCAACUUAUUGAUGUGGAUGCAAUCAAUUUGGUCGAUGGGACUGGGUCAGCUGAGGACCAAGUAAGACAGGCCUUGCACCUUCAAGAA